This is a messenger RNA of Parathielavia appendiculata, 4200 nucleotides long. RefSeq lists its product as uncharacterized. The record is from RefSeq and is a predicted model, not a curated record. Gene Ontology annotation, biological process: RNA processing. Gene Ontology annotation, cellular component: cytoplasm; nucleus. The transcript has a single exon. Gene Ontology annotation, molecular function: mRNA binding; protein binding. The coding region runs from base 491 to 3865 and encodes 1124 amino acids. NCBI's taxonomy places the organism in Eukaryota, Fungi, Ascomycota, Sordariomycetes, Sordariales, Chaetomiaceae.
CUGACACCAAACCACCCCGACUAUUCGGCGGGUUGGAAGGACAAAUCAUUUCGUUCGCAGGCCAGGCCGAGACAUCGACAAUGAGCAUUAACCCUGAUCAGAAUUUCUCGCGCACUCAACGCAUCACGCUGAGGUCAGGAGGGCCUGGGCAACACGAAGUCGCCUUCCAGACGGGCCUGUUCCCCUCCGGACCCCUGUUCGGCUGUGAGGCUUCGGGUCAUCACCGGGUUUAGCGGACUGCAGCCCAGCAUCCUCACAAGAUCCGGGCCAGUUCCAGACCAGGUGACAAAUUUCAGCCCUUCGCGACUGACUGCCGUAUCUGCCUGCUGCAACCGCUGCAUUUGCUCGCAUCACCCACCAUCACCCAUCCGAGUCUCCGAUUCUCGACAUUGAACCCGCAUCGACAUCGACUCGAAAACUUCAGCGACACAGCCAACAUCGACAUCCUCGUUCUCCGAUGCCUCGACAGUACUGACACGACGCUGGAACAAUGGCGAGCCCGGUGGGGGAGGACAACUGGGUCGAUUUUGUCGACCGCCAGCUCCGCGAGGCGACCGACCUCGAGGCCCGCGUUCGCGUCAUCGAGACCUUUCGACAUGCCACGCUCGCCGAGCCCGGCAGCCUCAAGGUGUGGAUCGCCUACUGCGAGUACUUCUGGUCGCUAUAUACCGACUGCCAACCCGGCAGCGACGCCGGCUGGACUCCCGACGAACAGCAAAUGGGACGCGAAACUUUCACUCUCGAUGCCGCCCUCAAUCUCUGGCAAGAGGGUUACGAGGCUGUGCAGUACCGCCUCUCGGACAGCCACGAGUUGUGGAAUCGCUGGGUGUCGCUCGAAAUGGAGCUGCUCCGCCGGACCGCGACCGAGGCGGGCGUACGCAGGAUCACCCACCUCUUCAAGGACCGCCUUGCCGUCCCGCACACGACCUGGGAUGCGACGUCGCAGAUGUUCUCGAGCUUCCUCUCGGAAUAUAACCGACAUGCCUAUGAGAGCGAGAUGCAACAGGUGACAAGGAGCGCAAAAACCGCGAAGCGUCUGUACGACCUGCGCGACCCGUGGGAGCUGAAGCUCGCCCGCGCCGCCAAGACCCACGACACGGCCGCCCUGCGGACAAUUAUGUCCGAGUACCUCGACUGGGAGAUCCGCCUGGUGAAGUCCAAAAAGGACAUGAAGGACAUCGUCGCCAAUUUUCAAAUCUGCCUCGGCUUGUUCUCGCGCGCCGUGACUGGCGUCCUGGCCUCGGAUGAGGACACCUGGCUCAAUUUUGUCGUGCUCGUUUCGACCACCCACUCCGAUCUCAAGGCCGGUCGCUCCCAAGUUCCCCACAACCUGGUGCCCAACAUGCUCGACAUCCUACGUCGCGCCGUGCGCCACAUCCCCUGGUCCGGCCCCAUCUGGGCGCGCUACAUUCUUACCGCCGAAGAGGCCGGCCUGUCCUUCACCGACAUUGAGCGCAUCAAGCAUGCUGCUACGGACAGCGCCCAGCUGGAUAGGGACGGCAUGUCGGGCGUUCUGGACAUGUACUCGGCGUGGUGCGGCUACCUGAAGCGCUCCGCCAUGAACCCCUCUGCUACCGAGGAAGCUGUCGAUGUCGCUGAAGUGGGCCUCCCAUCGGCCAUCGAGGACGUCAGACACUGGGGCAAGCGCAAGUACGGCGAGGCGUACCAGGGUGACCCGGACUAUCGGCUUGAAAAAAUCCUGAUCCAGUUCCUGACCGAGAAGAAGGAUGACAUUGAGAGUGCGCGCGGCGUGUGGGAAGAGUUGUCGCGGGUCGAGCUGCACGCAAACAGCUACGACUUUUGGCUCCACUGGUACCUGUGGGAGAUGAUGGUCUUCAGUGCCGCGAGGAGCAAGACGCGAAGCCCGACACCGGCGACGCUUGCGCAGGGCCUACUGGUGCCCACAUUCGCUACCCGUGUCUUCACCCUGGCGCUCAAGGUGCGUACCGUGGACUGGCCAGAACGGCUCAUGGAGGUCUACCUGAAGCACUGCAACGACUACGAGCUGGCCGAGACAUUGCGAGAGGCCCAUGACACCAUCUACAAGACGCGGAAAGGGGUGGCGAAGCGCCGUGAGCGGGAAGCUGCUAUGGCAGCACAGGCUGCGCAGGCUGCCCAGCAGCAGGUUGCACAGCCCGAUCUGCCGAUGACGGAUGCUGCCGAUGCGACCCUUUCACCCGGCUCUAAGAGAAAGCGCGAAGCGACCCCGAGCGAGCACGACAGCGGGAACAAGCGGGCCAAGAGCGACACGCACGCCGAGCGGUUGAAACGCGACCGCGAAAACACGUCAGUAUGGGUGACCGGCCUGCCCAAGGACGCCACCCAGACAAAGCUCAAGCACUUCUUUCGCGGGUACGGACACAUCAACAACAUCGACCUCCAGAAACGGGACAACUCGGCGAUCGCCCUAAUCGAGCUCGGCACGCCAGACGACGCCAGGUCAGCCCUGCUCCGCGACGGCAAGUACUUUGGCGACCACGUCGUCCAGGUGACCCCGGCCACGGACUGUACCCUCUUCGUGACCAACUACCCGCCGGAAGCCGACGAUCAGUACCUCCGCAGUCUCUUCAAAUGCUGCGGCGAGAUCUACAGCAUCCGAUUCCCCUCGCUCAAGUACAACACUAAGCGCCGCUUCUGCUACGUCACCUUCCGCGACCGGUCCGCCGCCACUGCCGCCACCAAGCUCGACGGAAAAUCCCUCGAGUCGGGCAAGUACAGGUUCGUCGCCAAGUUCUCGGACCCGAUGGCGCGCCAGAACCGCCAAGGCGCCCAGGCCGAGGAACGCGAACUGCACGUCGUCAAUCUGCCGCGCGGCGCGGGCGAGGAGGACGUCAGGGGCCUGUUCGCCAAAGCAGGCCGCGUCGUCAGCGUGCGCGUGCCGCGGAACAUGGCCGGGCAAUCGCACGGUACGGCGUUUGUGGUCAUGGAGACGAAGGAGGAGGCGCAGAGGGCGGUGCAGGAGCUGGAUAAGCUGCUGUUUGGGAACCAUCCCAUCAAAGUAGAAAUCUCGAAACCGCCGCAACAGAAGGUCACUUCUACGACUCGCGCAGCUUCCCAGGAGGCGCCGCCGUCGCAAGAACAUCAUGGGGCAGCCGGUGGUGGGCUGGCACCGGCGGAGAUUGCUGCAAGGACGAUUGCCGUGCUGAAUGUGCCGGAUACCAUGACGGAUGCGCGGCUAAGGGCGAGACUGGAGUCGGCUUCGGCGGGCGCGGAGUUGGUGAGAUUGGUGCUGCACCCCAUGCACGGCGGCGCCGUGCUCGAGUAUGCCAACGCUACGGCCGCGGGCAAGGCUGGGCUGGCGGUGGAUGGGUUGGAGGUGGAGCCGGGGAGUGGGAGUGGGAGGAGGUUCAGGACGGGGACGGUGGCCGAGCUGUUCAAGGCCAAGGGCGAGAAGAGGACCGAUCGGGUUGAUAAACCCGCUGCUUCUUCUGCACCUCCUUCUGCUACGGAUAUUACCUCGGACUCGAAGAAGGGUGCCGCUGCCGCUGCCGCCCAGCUGAUGCCGCCCCCGCCGCUGGCGCUGAGACGACCUGCCGUGCAGGGAGCGAGAGCCGGGCCGAAGCGGGUGUUGGGGUUUGUUGGGGGUGUGGCAGCUGCGGCUAAGAAGGCAGCAGGGGAGGAUGCGGGGCGACAGCAGGAUGGGGUGGGCAAUGGCGAAGAGCAGCAGGGAGGAGGAAGUCAGGCUGGGGGGAAGAGCAAUGCCGAUUUCAAAAGGUUGUUCUUGGGUGGGCCUAGUACCGGUGGCAAUACCAACGACACGACAGCUGCUUCUGCUUCUUCUGCUGCCGCCGAUGGUGGUGAACGUGCUGAAGUGGAUGGGCAGAGUGUUGAGAGGAGGGGGGGAAAUGAGCACAAGGGGGAUUAAGUCGGGAUGCAAGGGAAAUACGCGAGAUACUACCGUACUGUAUUGGGACGCAUAUCUUCAUCGGUUGUAUGAUACCACGCACGGGAGCGCCGGGAAGGCUGCGGGAGAGGGAUCAGGUGCUAUCAAUACCCCUUGCAUUGGAUGGUUGCUUUAAGAGCUUAGUUGGAGGUUGAGAAGAGCCGUAUGGUUAUAUGACUGUAAGGUCAAGGUACCUAGGUGGCAUUUACCGACCGGUUUGUAGGUUUUGCUGACGAGAGUUCAAUCCUGCUCAACCGAAACUUUGAUUUGCUUUUGAGCAGAGGUUGUUCAUGAAAAACUGAAAAGAUUUGAUACUU